Alnus glutinosa is the source of this 2612-nucleotide messenger RNA. Its product is annotated as receptor-like protein 2. The record is from RefSeq and is a predicted model, not a curated record. Bases 109 to 2343 code for a protein of 744 amino acids. Gene Ontology annotation, molecular function: protein binding. The transcript has a single exon. NCBI's taxonomy places the organism in Eukaryota, Viridiplantae, Streptophyta, Magnoliopsida, Fagales, Betulaceae.
UUGCCGAGAGCUAUACAAGGUGUACUUCAUUUUUCUCUGGCUUCUUCUGUUGCUGAUCCUUCUGGGGUGAGUUAUCAAACAAAUUAAGAACCUGGCCUGAAAGAUUUGAUGGCUCAUCAUCAUCUCCUCUUCACCUUGUUUCUCUUGGGCUUUUUCACUGCAAAUCAUGCAUGCGACCAAAUAGAUCGGGUCUCUCUCUUGUCCUUACCCUUCAAUACAUCUUCUCCUCAAUUAAAUUGGUCUUCUUUUGAUUGUUGCUAUUGGGAAGGUAUUUCUUGUGAUCAUAACGGUAAGGUCACCCGUAUUUGGUUACCCUCUAAACACCUCAAAGGGAGUAUAUUCCCCUUUCUUGGAAACCUCACACGGCUCACUCACCUCAAUCUCUCCCACAAUUCUCUUUCAGGAGCUCUCCCUACUGGAUUCAUUUCAUCCUUGAAUCAACUCAAAAUCCUUGAUUUGAGCUACAAUUAUCUAGGCGGAGAUAUAUCAUUACUAUUUCCAUCUAAUAGCUCAUCUAAUGGCCCGCUUGCCUCCAUUCAAAUACUUGACAUGUCUAGCAAUCAAUUCAAUGGGAUGAUCCGAUCUUCAUUCCUCCAACGAGCAUGGAGCUUGACCAAGCUCAAUGUCAGCAAUAACAGUUUCACGGGCCCUAUUCCUUCCUCUCUUUGCAUCAAUUCUCCAUUUGUCGAGCUACUCGAUUUCUCUCACAAUGAUUAUAGUGGCCAAAUUCCUAAAGGACUUGGAAGAUGUUCUAAACUAAAAGUUUUUCGAGCAGGUUUUAACUCUUUCUUAAGACUGCUACCUCAUGAUAUAUACAAUGCGACAAGGCUGGAAGAAAUCUCCUUACCUUCUAAUCAUAUUUCAGGGCCUAUUAGCAGUGAUGUUGUGAACCUUACCAAACUCACUAACCUUGAGUUAUAUGAAAAUGAAUUGAGUGGCAAACUCCCUCAUAAUAUUGGAAAGCUCUCCAAAUUGGAGUACCUGCUCCUUGAUGCAAAUCACUUAACAGGUUCUUUGCCUCCCUCUUUGAUGAAUUGCACAAAUCUCAUAAAAUUGAAUCUAGAGUUCAAUUUAUUUGGAGGAGAUAUCUCCACCCUUGAUUUCUCUGGUCUUCGUGAACUUACUAUACUUAACAUGGGGAGAAAUGACUUUUUUGGUACCUUGCCAGUUAGCCUUUACUCAUGCAAGUCGCUUCGAGCAAUUCGACUCGCCUUCAACAGGUUAGAGGGACAAAUCCAAACUGAGCUACUUCAAUUGAAACUCUUAUCCUUCCUUUCACUUGCUUACAAUAGGCUAACAAAUAUCACCCGGGCAAUCAAUAUUCUUAUGCAUUGCAAGACUCUCAACGCAGUCUUCCUCGGAGGAAAUUUUCUACACGAGGCAAUGCCAAUGGGUGAUAGUAUGGUUGGCUAUGGUGGAUUUGAAAAUCUCCGACUUUUGGGUCUUCGUAAAUGUCAACUGACAGGUCAACUGCCUAUAUGGUUAUCUAACCUUACAAAGCUAGAACUCUUGAAUCUAAAUUAUAAUUGUAUCACAGGUUCAAUUCCUAAUUGGUUGUCCACUCUUCCAAGGCUCUAUCGUUUAGAGUUGUCUCAUAACCUCAUUUCAGGUGAAUUCUCAAAGGAACUUUGUGCAUUGCCAGCAUUAGCGUCAGAAAAUGCUCCAGCAGACAGUGGUUCUUUCACAUUACCAUUUUUUGUCUACAGAAAUCGUAUCUUUGUCCGAUACAAAUCUUUCUUGAAUCUUCGACCAGCAAUAUACCUUGAUAACAACAAUCUCAGUGGCAACAUCCCGGUUGAGAUCAGCCAUUUGAAGCAACUUCAUUGGCUAGAUCUUAGUCAUAACAACUUCUCGGGCAACAUUCCAGAUCAGAUAUCUGAGCUCAUAAACUUGGAAACACUGGACCUCUCUGCAAAUCAGUUGUCCGGGGAAAUACCACCCUCGCUAACUAGACUACAUUUCCUGUCUCACUUCAGCGUUGCAAACAAUAAUCUCUAUGGACGAAUACCAUCAGGCACUCAACUCCAGACCUUUAAUGCUUCCGCCUAUGAGGGAAAUCCUGGACUUUGUGGCAGCCCACUUCCACCUGAUCGGUGCACCGGUAUUGUCAACGGCAACAAAGACAAGGAAAGUCAAGAUGAGGAAGAUGGGCAUGAUUUUCCAUGGUUUUAUGUUAGUGGGGUGCUUGGCUUCCUCACUGGAUUUUGGGGAGUUUGUGGUCCUUUAAUAUUUAACUAUUAUUGGAGACUUUCAUGUUUCCAAUUCUUGGACAACGUAAACCAUAGUUUGAAUGUGCUAAUAGCUGCCUGUAUGGCCAGAUUGCAUGAAAGGCCUGAAAACUAAAUUAUAUAAUCUUUCUGUAUCUUCUGUUCUCGUAAUGAUUAUGCCAUUAUGGUUAAUUUGCUCACCUACUCUUUGUUUCUUUCUUCUCUCUAAAGCUACGAGGCCAGGGUGGUGGAUGAUUGACUCAUUUCAUACUAUAGUCAUAAAAUCGCAAGAAUUGAAUGAUGAAGAUGGGCUUGGAAUGCCAUGGUUUCCGGCUAGCUAGGGUGGUUGUUGGCUUCAUUACAGGAUUUGGGGAGUGUCAAGGGAUGUAAUUGAGCUGAAUCGAG